Laetiporus sulphureus 93-53 is the source of this 879-nucleotide messenger RNA. RefSeq lists its product as uncharacterized. The transcript has 5 exons. Bases 1 to 879 code for a protein of 292 amino acids. The record is from RefSeq and is a predicted model, not a curated record. NCBI's taxonomy places the organism in Eukaryota, Fungi, Basidiomycota, Agaricomycetes, Polyporales, Laetiporaceae.
AUGUCUUUCUUCACAGCAUCUAACGGCCUUGCUCGUGAUAUGUGGCCUCACUACAUUGGACGUCCGAUUCACGACGUCGACACCAUCGACACCCUCCCUCAGUCUCGUAUAGUCCCUACCAGUAUUGAUGGGCUGUGCGACUGGGCAACUGUCAUACCUGUUAGAGAUUCUCGUCGCACUGGGGAUCGUCGCUUUGUUCUAGUCCACUCACCCGUGCCCGAUAAUGACGACGAUGUCACUGUAGUAUCUUUCCGUGUGCAGGGCAUUGUUAAGAGUGCGAUUCUUGCCACACUCGACAAUUGGACCGGAGAACCACGCAAUUCUGUCCGCGCAAUGCAGUCCGUCACAUUGACAUCUGGUGGCCACCACACUCCUUUCACCGCACAGAUCGAAAAUCUUGCGACCGUGGAGGAAUACAUCGCCUGUGUGCUCAAUUCUGAUCUAAAGCCCAGUCCACUCGCAAAUGACCAGGAAGAGUUGACGUUGAAGAGGCGGGUGUUCACACGUGUUCACCCGACGCUCCACACCCCUCCCAUCAUACUCCGUUCCUCGGAUGAUCCUCAGGGCCAGGCCCGGAAGAUCUCAAGACAGUGGGUCGUUUGCGACAAACUCACCGCUGCACGUCAAGUUCUCUCUCAGGGGACACUGUUGCAGUGUCCUCCCAUUGCGGUCCGUCCCGGCGAUUUCGUCGACGUAGGCUUCACCAUGGAGGCAUCCGUUCAACGUUCUGGCAGAACGUCGAUCGUUUCGGUUCACCUCGUGCUAGAGCACCUUACCGUCGCCCUCGGCGCCAUCGAAAUCCCUCUUCGAACCAAGUAUCGACGUGACAAUGGCCUCAUCGUUGCUGCCGACACUUCCAUGGCGGACACUGAUGAGUAA